Callithrix jacchus (white-tufted-ear marmoset) is the source of this 6635-nucleotide messenger RNA. RefSeq names its product Rho/Rac guanine nucleotide exchange factor 18 (gene ARHGEF18). Gene Ontology annotation, biological process: small GTPase-mediated signal transduction. Gene Ontology annotation, molecular function: guanyl-nucleotide exchange factor activity. The record is from RefSeq and is a predicted model, not a curated record. NCBI's taxonomy places the organism in Eukaryota, Metazoa, Chordata, Mammalia, Primates, Cebidae.
AGACCCCUGGAUUGGCCAGCAGCUGCGAGCGGCGUAGCAGGCACGCAGGCAAGCCGUUGAGAAAGAGGAAGUCGGGUGCUGUUGGGUCACUCUGUGGUUAUCCCAGGCUCUACCCAGCCAGCGGUUCCCUUGGGCCAGCUCAAAACCCUGGCCAUAGGUCAUGGGGACUGCAGGAGCUGGUAGCCAGGCUGAGUGCGUGCAGGUCGCAAAACCGAGCUCCAUCUGGCUCUGAGCCCAAGUCAUGUAUCCAGACCUUUGACUCUGGAGCUGUGGCUUCGGCCACCAAGAGCAGCAGCGGAUCCUGGAAACCUGAGAACCCAGACCUCUUCUCUGCCAUGGGGGAUGAUCAGGAGGAUGAUUUUCCCAGGCGGCUCAGCGAGAGUGCGGAGGACCUCAACCUGGAUCUGGGAGCCCUUCAGGGCAGCGAGUAUCUGCAGGACCUGGGCAUUGGGGCCCCUUCCCACAGCCAGCCUGGGGAGGCCCCUAACAGCCACCUCCCAGAUGAAGGAGCAGAAAGGGAUUCCGUUUUUUCCAGCUUGGCGGGGUCCCAGGACCUGUCAAGGCGGCGCAGCUGGGAGAGGUCACGGAGCUGCUCAGAGAACUGGCGGAGGCUCAGCCUCGAUGCCUCAGCUGUGGAUGAAGAACCCUGUCUCCCUCGAACACUGGCCAGCCUCACUUUGAACCUGCCGGGAGGAGGACUGAAGACUUGGACCCAAGGGUGUCUGUCUGGGGGUGGGACCCCUGCAGAGAGCCCAGGCAAGGAAUGUGACAGCCCCAAGAAAACAAUGAGGUCAAGGUCCGUUCCUGGGUCCUUCUAUGAGAUCCGCUCCCUGGAACUCUCUCCGGGUUUGGAAGUGGUCACUCCACCUGUUCAAGGCCUAGAACCUCCAGUGCUGGAAUGCAUGGAAAAAGACCACGUGGAGCCAGAUCAUGUGCUGAUUGUCCAGCAGGUGCUUCAAGAACUUCGACAGUACCAUGGGGCCCGGCAGAGGGCUUGCAUGUCAGCCAGCCCCGGUGAAGCCCACUCGAGCCUGACCUGGUUUGAGUUCCUGUCGGAGAGUGAGGACAGUGCUGGCAAGAAUGAGAAGAGUGACAAGAGUACCAGUGUGAAGCGCAGGCUGAGCUGCCUCCGCAGUCGAGUGACCAGGCAGAAGGAGAAGGCGAAAAGCCCAGCACAUCUAAAGGAGAAGGGCCAGGAUGCCCGAGAGAGGCGGGAGUGUGUCAAUGGGCACCAGCUGGUACAAGGGACCUUCUCCGGCCCCUCCAGCUGCCCCCUGUGUGGCAAACCCUUCCUGAGCUCAGCCUCGCUCAAGGAGCACCCCCGGGGCACCCUCCUGUCUGAUGGCAGCCCAGCCCUCUCCAGGAAUGUCGGUAUGACGGUCUCUCAGAAAGGUGGUCCCCAGCCAACACCGAGCCCGGCUGGCCCUGGGACGCAACUCGGACCAAUCACAGGAGAGAUGGAUGAAGCCGAUUCUGUGUUUUUAAAAUUUAAGCAGGCAGCUGAUGACUCUGUGUCCCUCACGUCUUCGAACAAUGAGUCCGUUUUUGUAGAAGAUCCCUACGCCGCCUCACUGAGGAGUGAGAUCGAGUCAGACGGCCACGAGUUCGAAGCUGAGUCCUGGAGCCUCACCGUGGACCCGGCCUACGCCAAGAAGCAAAAGAGAGAGGUGGUGAAAAGACAAGACGUCCUUUAUGAGCUGAUGCAGACGGAGGUGCACCACGUGCGGACGCUCAAGAUCAUGCUGAAGGUGUACUCCAGGGCCCUGCAGGAGGAGCUGCAGUUCAACAGCAAGGCCAUCAGCCGCCUCUUCCCAUGCGCUGACGACCUGCUGGAGCUGCACAGCCACUUUCUUGCUCGGCUCAAGGGGCGCCGCCAGGAGUCCCUGGAGGAGGGCAGUGACCGGAAUUACAUCAUCCAGAAAAUCGGUGACCUCCUGGUUCAGCAGUUUUCAGGUGAAAAUGGCGAGAGAAUGAAAGAAAAGUACGGUGUGUUUUGUAGUGGCCACAAUGAAGCUGUCAGUCAUUAUAAGUUGCUGCUUCAGCAAAACAAGAAAUUUCAAAACUUGAUUAAGAAAAUUGGCAACUUCUCCAUCGUGCGGCGGCUUGGUGUGCAGGAGUGCAUUCUCCUGGUUACACAGCGCAUAACCAAAUACCCAGUGCUGGUGGAGCGCAUCGUCCAGAACACGGAAGCUGGCACUGAGGACUAUGAAGACCUGACCCAGGCUCUGAACCUCAUCAGAGAUAUCAUCUCACAAGUGGAUGCCAAGGUCAGCGAGUGUGAGAAGGGCCAGCGCCUCAGGGAGAUCGCAGGGAAGAUGGACCUGAAGUCCUCCAGCAAACUCAAGAACGGACUCACCUUCCGCAAGGAAGACAUGCUUCAGCGGCAGCUGCACCUGGAGGGCAUGCUGUGCUGGAAGACCACAUCAGGGCGCUUGAAAGAUGUCCUGGCUGUCCUGCUGACCGACGUGCUUUUGCUCCUACAAGAAAAAGAUCAGAAAUACGUCUUUGCUUCUGUGGACUCGAAGCCACCCGUCAUCUCGUUACAAAAGCUCAUCGUGAGGGAGGUGGCCAAUGAGGAGAAAGCGAUGUUUCUGAUCAGCGCCUCCUUGCAAGGGCCGGAGAUGUAUGAAAUCUACACGAGCUCCAAAGAGGACAGGAAUGCCUGGAUGGCCCACAUCCGAAGGGCCGUGGAGAGCUGCCCUGACGAGGAAGAGGGGCCCUUCAGCCUGGCGGAAGAGGAAAGGAAGGUGGUUGAGGCCCGAGCCGCAAGACUCCGGGACUUUCAAGAGCGGCUGAGCAUGAAAGACCAGUUGAUUGCACAGAGCCUGCUAGAGAAGCAGCAGAUCUACCUGGAGAUGGCCGAAAUGAGCGGCCUGGAAGACCUGCCCCAGCCCCGAGGCCUGUUCCGAGGAGGGGACCCAUCCGAGACCCUGCAGGGGGAGCUAAUUCUCAAGUCGGUCAUGAGCGAGAUCGAGGGCAUCCAGAACCUGAUCUGCAGGCGGCUAGGCAGCGCCAACGGCCAGGCGGAAGACGGGGGCAAUUCCACAGGCCUGCCCAGGAGGGCCGAGACCUUCGGGGGCUACGACUUCACAAAUAGCCCCAGCAAGAAUGGCAGUUUCAAGAAGAAAGUCGGCAGCACCGAACCCAGGCCCCGAGACUGGCAAGGCCCCCCAAACAGCCCGGACUUGAAGCUUGGUGACAGUGACAUUCCUGUGAGCUCUGAGGAAUCACCACAGGCGGUGGAGGCACCAGGCACGGAGUCUGACCCCGGUCUGCCCACCGUCCUGGAGUCAGAGCUCGUCCAGCGGAUCCAGACGCUGUCCCAGCUGCUCCUGAACCUGCAGGCGGUCAUCGCCCACCAGGACAGCUAUGUGGAGACGCAGCGGGCAGCCAUCCAGGAGCGCGAGAAGCAGUUCCGGCUGCAGUCGACGCGCGGGAACCUGCUGCUGGAACAGGAGCGGCAGCGCAACUUCGAGAAGCAGCGGGAGGAGCGCGCGGCCGUGGAGAAGCUGCAGAACCAACUGCGGCAGGAGCAGCAGCGCUGGGAGCGUGAGCGCGAGAGGCAGCGGCAGGAGCUGGAGCGCGCAGGCGCAAGGCUGCAGGAGCGCGAGGGCGAGGCGCGGCAACUGCGCCAGCGGCUGGAGCAGGAGCGCGCCGAGCUGGAGCGCCAACGCCAGGCCUACCAGCACGACCUGGAGCGGCUGCGUGAGGCCCAGCGCGCCGUGGAGCGCGAGCGGGAACGCCUGGAGCUGCUGCGCCGCCUCAAGAAGCAGAACACUGCGCCAGGCGCGCUGCCACCUGAUGCACUGGCCGAGGCCCAGCCCCCCAGCCACCCUCCCAGCUUCAACGGGGAAGGGCUGGAGGGGCCUCGGGUGAGCGUGCUGCUGUCCAGCGCUGGGCCAGAGUACACAGAGCGCCCUGAGGUGGCUCGCCGGGACAGUGCCCCUGCUGAGAGCCGGCAGGCCAAGAGCGACGUACCCAUCCAGCUGCUUAGCGCCACCAACCAGUUCCAGAGGCAGGCGGCUGUGCAGCAGCAGAUCCCCACCAAGCUGGCGGCCUCCACCAAGGGUGGCAAGGACAAGGGCAGCAAGAGCAGGGGCUCCCAGCGCUGGGAAAGCUCAGCAUCCUUCGACCUGAAGCAGCAGCUGCUGCUCAACAAGCUCAUGGGGAAGGAUGAGAGCACCUCCCGGAACCGCCGCUCACUAAGCCCCAUCCUGCCUGGCAGCCACAGCCCUGCGCCCCUGCCAGACCCUGGCUUCCCCGCCCCGAGCCCACCACCAGCCGACAGCCUCUCUGAGGGCUUCUCUCUCAAGGCCGGGGGCAUAGUCCUCCCACCUGGGCCCCCAGCUCCCUCGACACUGCCAGCCACACCACUCAGCGCCAAGGAGGAUACCAGCAAGGAAGAUGUCAUCUUUUUCUAAAAGGGCCGUGACUCAAGGUGCAAGGCCCCUCCCUGCCCUGCCCACCCUUCCCGCUCUCUGGGGACCCCUGUGGGGUCACCAUGCCCACCGAGCUGUCCCCUUCUCUUCCUGAGCAAACGGUGAUGACCGCCCGGCCGGGCCCGUCCUGGUGGUGCUCCAGGCCUCGAGGUUCCUUCUAUAGGAUUAGUGGUGGUGCCUGGGUCACUUUCUGAACCUCUUCUCUUUUUUUUUUUCAAAGAGGAAAGUUUUAAUGGAAAGUUGAGCCAGAACUAAUCCAGGGAUCUGUCUGAAAUCACAGAGCACCCCAACCAGGUGGCGCGGAGAUCACCUCCAAGCUGUUUUUCCGAGGCAGUGAGGAGCGGUGCCAGCUCUGCACGGAGCCAGGGACAGGGCCAACCUCGCUCUGAGAAGGAGCUGCUGGCUGGGCCCACGCUCCACGGCCAUGUGCGACAUGGAGCCAGGGAUUAGGGCGCCAGGAGGGGCUGCUGGCAUCAGCAGCAUCUGUCCCCAGAAUCAGGCAGAAUCCAUGUCCCAAGCAGAGACCCAUGCAGGUUCACCGUGAACCUCAGGGCCAGAGAAUGAGCCAGGCACGGGGACAGGGGCAGAGAGGGCCACAGGCAGGGCCCACUGAGGGGACACCAGUGGCACUCCGGGCAGCUUCUGUGGGUUCGGAUGCCCAUUGCGAAAGGGGCUGACCUUUGCUCCUUUUUAUUUGGCACCAGCUUUGAAACUAGCUGGUUCCCAAAAUCUACUUUGCCAGGGCACCCAUCGUCAUUCACACACUCAGCCUGUCUCGGGGGCAGGCCUCUAGCUUCAGCCAGAGUGGGUACACACUUCCAGGGCAGGGUCCUCAGCCCUCAGGAAACGAGCUCCCAGGGCUGGGGUCCCACCUUUCGGGCGGUGGCUGGCACAUCACAGACUGUCUAGAGCGCCGCGCUCUGGGACAUGGGAGGAAGUGCCUAGAGAUGUUAUGGCAAGCGGACAAGUGGCCGCCAUGUGGGCCCCUCGCUUGCAUGAGCUGCUGCAGCCCCUGGUCCACCACCCCGGAGGAGUGCAGGAAGGAGGUGCUGGGCAGUGUCGAAGGUGCUGGGAUGUCCCGAGGUGGUCAGAUCCACCCAUGAUCUGGCUUCGGUGGACGAGGGGCACAUUUCAAGCCUUGUUCUGCACCCCAGGGUUCCCCACAGCACCUCCUGAAGCAUCGGUGGCAGGACUGGGUCCUGGCUGGUCGUCCUUGUUCCCAAUGGGGCAUGCAUGCCCCCCGCCCCCCAAGGACCAAGUCCUUCUCCCAAACCCAGGGUCCCGGGAACCGCAGAUCCAGGGGAUUCGGCUCUCCUCCCACCGCACUGGCAGGGCCACUCCUGUGAUGCUGAAUACAGUGAAUGGGGACAUUGUCGCCACUCGGGGACAGAUGGGCACAGGGGAGGGGAAGCUCCUUCAGGAACUACUCCCCUGGGCAGAGGCACCCACUGGGUGCUGUGGGCUCCGAAGGGGACAGGGCAGGAGCUGAUGCCGAACAGGAACCAGAGCCACACAGCCCAUCAGUAACAAAGUCCUGAGAACAGAGUGAGUGGCUGGGCAUCCCCAGGCUCCCGGUCCCUCGGAGGACCUCGGCUCCACUCAGCCUGGUCCUUUGCCGUCAGCAACGCUCUCCACCCUGUGACCCGAGCGUCCCCCCCUCCCCCGUCAGAUUCCCUCUGUGCCAUGUUUUAAUCAGUGUUUUGUAUUUUCGUACUGAGUACCGGAGCACUUUACAAAAGCUGACUGUAUGUUCCUGUUCUGUUGUGAAGAGAACAUUCCCGGACCCUUGCACCCUGAGCUGGCAUGCGCCAGUCCAGCCCUCUGAGACGCCACAAUUCCUUGGAUGGGAGAGAAGUUCAGGGAAUUUCUGCUUGGCCACGUGGUGGGAACCCACAUCCCCAACACAUGGCCAAGGGGUCUCAGUCGUGCUACACGUAGGGUGGUGGCGUUGACAGCCUUUCCCUCAGCAGUGCCCUCGGCCAUUCCUGGGUGGAGCCCGAUUUUCUUUGUAAAGUUGACAGUCGAGCAAAUGUUCAUAUUUUCGUGGGAUCUGCACACGUCUUCGUCCAUUGUGGUCAUGAUCUUAGUUACCUGCUAAUUAUUUUUACAAUGAUUACAACAUUUCCUCACCAAGGAUCUUUCUGACCCGCCUUAGAACUUAAGACCUGAUUCUAGCAAUAAACGUGUCCAAGAUGA